AGUUAAAAUAAAAGCAAUAAACGUAAACAAAAUAAAAACAACUGAAAUUACUUUAGUAUUUUUUUUCGAUUUUUAAUACUUAAAAGUUUUAAAUGAGUUUUAAAACCGAUUCGAAUAUGCAUUUAGCCAAAGCGUGUGUUGUUCCUAUAUGUGAAGGAAAAAAAUUUAAUUUGGUUCAUAAAUUUCCAGCAGAUACUCAAAGAAGUUCAGAAUGGCAAAAUGCCAUUCAACAAAAGGAACCGAUCUUAAAAUUGCAGGAUAAAACUCAUGAUGCGAUAAGAAAAAGGUAUUUUGUAUGUGCAAGGCAUUUUGGAAUUAACUCGUACAAAAAUAUUGAGUCAAGAAGUUUGAAUUUAACAGCUAUUCCUCAUCUAAACUUAACAAAUCUUGAUGAAUAUUCGAAAUCUAAAGCUUAUCAGCUUGAACAAUCUCAGCAAACUGAAAAUAGCCCAAAAAAAGCAAUGCCUACAAUUUUGAAUAAGCUGGCUGCUACUUCAAUAAAAAGUGAAAGCAUUAUUAAACCAAUCAAAAGAACGUUUGACGAGAUGCAUGAAACUAUUAUGCCCAUAUCCAAUGUUAAAAGUACUCAAAACAUAAACACGAGUAGCCAUAAUUCAAAUGAAAGAGUUAAAAUAUGUCGAGCAAAUCUUGAUUAUGAACUAAAAUCCAAUGAUCAAAAAAUCGAAGCUGUUAACGAGUGCGAAAUCAAAGAUGAGCCGAAGGGAAAAAUUUUAGCAUUACUUGAAGUCAAUCCUGCCCAAUAUAAAAAAUUAUUAUCGGUCAUCAACUCAAAUUCAAAUGUCGUAGUAAUUGAUAAUAUUGAGAAUGAUUUGAAUACUCUUGAUGAUAACGAAAUCGAAAUAACCGUGAAUGAGAAUGAAAUUAAAAUUGACAAAUUCUGGUUAAGAGAUCAUUGUCGUUGUGGAUCCUGCUUUGACUUUUCCACAAAUCAAAGAAGUUUAAAUAUUUUAAAUAUACCUGACAAUGUUUCGAUAAAGUGUUUUGAACUAAAAGACAAUAAGCUUAAUGUAAUUUGGGAUGAUGAUCACGAAUCAACCUAUGAUACAGAUUUCUUGUUAAAAAAUCAAUAUGAGAAUCUUAGUGAAGCGAAAUCAAAUAAAAUUUUAUGGACAAAGGAGUAUAUGUCAAUUCCGAGCAAUGUAUGUCGUGUGUCAAUGAGGGAUUACAUGAGUGAUCCGGAUAUAUCUCGAAAGGUUCUUAAAGGACUGUGCUUGAAUGGAUUUGCAUUUAUUGAAGGCGUUCAAGCUACACAGCAAAACACUGAAUUUGUUAUUAGACAACUGUUUCCCAUUCAUAAAACACUAUUCGGUGAAAUGUGGACAUUUUCCGAUGAAAAAAAAGAUCACAUGGACACUGCAUAUACAAAUUAUUAUCUUGGACCUCAUAAUGACAACACUUAUUUUAAUGAUGCUUCAGGAUUACAAAUUUUGCAUUGCAUUAUGAAUCAAUGCACAGGUGGAGAAAAUUUUCUUAUUGAUGGUUUUCAAGUUGCAGAGAAAAUAAAAACAGGAUAUCCUGAUACAUAUGAAAGGCUGACUAAAACGGUUGUACCAGCUGAGUAUAUGGAAAAAGAUUAUCAUCACAAAUAUUAUGCACCUAUAAUAAAUUUAGAUCCAAUUACAAACGAAGUAGUGCAAAUUAGAUUCAAUUUAUAUGAUCGAGCACCUUUAAACACUUUGCCUCGCAAUCAAAUUCGUCAGUUUUACAAAGAUUUAAAAAUAUUGAUUUCUGAACUUGAAAAUUCUGAGAAUCGCAUUAGUUUUAAGCUAGAACCUGGAACUGUUUUGAUUUUUGACAACUGGAGAGUUUUACACGGUAGACAUGCAUAUGAUGGUAAACGUACAAUGACAGGAUGUUAUGUUCAAAGAUCAGAAUAUAUGUCUGUGCUUAGAGUAAAUGGAUUUAUAAAAUAAAUAA
Molecule: messenger RNA, 1938 nt
Organism: Chironomus riparius
Lineage: Eukaryota; Metazoa; Arthropoda; Insecta; Diptera; Chironomidae
Source: the annotation of a GenBank genome assembly